AUGACAACGUCGCGAUUCCCACCGUCCGACCUACGGCGCCAGGUUGGUUCGCCGAGACCAAAAGGCCGCGGUUCGUUCUUGCUCGCCUCGUCAGACCCUGCAACCCCUGCUGACGCUGACGCAACCCAGAAAACAAGGAGACGCCGUGUCGAAACGUCUCGAUAUACGGACAUUGCCGCUACGAAGACCAGGGCUGCACCUUUACUCACGACCCAAACAAGAACAUCAACGGGGGUCAGUUCGACAUGUACGUGGACUUUCUUCUUUCUCUUCCUGCCGUUGAUGCUGGUGCCUUCCGAGCCGAGUGGGAAUCCAAGGUCGCCCGACGAAAAUGCGACGCUCGACAACUUGGCAACGAGGCGCCAAAGCCAGAGCUACCUGGGCUACGACCGCAACGCACGGCAUCAACCUCGCCAUCAUGCCACGCGAAAAUUCAUGUUGCCAUCGAGGACGUCCGUCUCAUGGACAUGCCAUGUCGAAACUCGCAGUCGUGCUCGACGGGAGCGGAUCUUCCGACUCCUUAUGCUCGGCGGCUCUGCCCUCGCUACUACUGUCCUUUCAUUGCCGUCAAGUUUCGUUCGGCAUAUGCAAUGCACUCACGAUGCCGCCGGUGUGACCAUGGGCUCACCACCACUUGCUUCUAGGUCGAAAAAGGCUCUCAACGUCGAGUCCCCUUCCUUCACGCCGACGAGCGUGCAGCCUGCGCAGAUCAAGAAGCCGACCUUUUCUACCCAGGCUGCCACGGCCCCGGCGUUCACGCCGCGGGCUUUGGGAGCGAGGACCCCGACCGACCCGGCCGCCGAUUCCGAAGCGGCCGUCUUCAACCCUGCCGCCAUUCGCGAGUUCACCCCUAGCCUGGACGUAGCCUCGCAGGUGAGCGCAUCCCCACCCCACCCCGUCCCGCUCCCGCUCACUCCGUCCCAGGCCGGCGUCAAUGGAUCUACCCAAGAUGGAGGAGCUGUAUCCUUCGACCCCUUCGCCAUGGCCGCCGUCGGCCAGAGCCUACCCGCGGCUCAGUACAACCCCUACGCCGACGACCAUGCCAUGGCCGCCGCCGGUGCCGCCUCCUUCUUCCCUCACCAGGCACCCUUCACGACGCCUCUCCAACCUCUCCAACACCAUCUAUACGCGCCCGUCGGCCCCCACCGGGACGAUCUGAUGCCCUACCAUCGCGUCACGCACGACUUUUUCCUCGCCGAAAAGUUGCGGGAGGAGCUGCAGAAGAAAUCCGAGGCCUCGCUGCAGAUGAUGCCAAAUUCGCAGCUUCCGCAGCUGGACAACUACCACUCCCUCGUCGCCUUGGACACGACGCACCGGAAGAACGCCGACAUAUAUGGGUACCCCAGCUGGGUCUACAAGGCCUUCUCGUCCAAGAACGGCAACCUCUACUGCCUGCGGCGGCUCGAGGGUUUCCGACUCACCAACGAGAACGCGAUCCGCUCCGUCAAGGAAUGGAGGAAGGUUGACAACGGCAACGUCGUCACCAUCCAUGACGCCUUUACCACGCGCGCCUUUGGGGACAGCUCUCUCAUAUUCGUGCAAGACUACCACCCCUUGUCCAAGACGCUCACGGAACUGCAUCUCACGGCCGGCCCGGGCCACGGCUCGCGAUUUCAGCCGCCCAAGGGCCCCAUUGCCGAGACGACUCUGUGGGGGUACAUUUCUCAAAUAGCCAACGCGCUGAGGGCGAUACACGCCACCAACCUUGCCGCCCGAUGCAUCGACGUGAGCAAGAUACUGCUGACGCACAAGAAUCGAAUUCGCCUCAACGCCUGCUCCGUCCUCGACGUCGUCCAGUUCGAUUCGGGCCGGACGACGGAGGAGCUGCAGCAGGAUGACUUUGUCCAGUUUGGCCGCACCAUGCUGAGCCUCGCGACCAACACGCCUCCCGUCCACCUCACCAACCUGCAGGCCUCGCUCGAGCAGAUGGGCCGCUCCUACUCGGUCGAGAUGCGGGACACCAUCGUGUGGCUGCUGUCGCCGCCGCGCGCGCCGGCCCGCAAGACGAUUGACGAGUUCAUCCGAGGCAUCGCCGGCCACAUCGUCGCUUCCUUCGAUCAAGGUCUGCACCAGGCGGAUGAGCUCAACACGGCGCUCUUCCGAGAGCUCGAGAACGGUCGCGCGGCACGGCUAUUGCUCAAGCUGGGAACGGUCAAUGAGAGGUUCGAGUUUGACGGAGAUCGGGCAUGGUCGGAGAACGGCGAGCGCUACAUGCUGAAGCUCUUCCGCGACUACGUGUUCCAUCAGGUCGACGGCAACGGGAACCCGGUGCUGGAUGUGGGGCACAUGCUUCGCUGCCUCAGCCGACUCGAUGCAGGUACGGACGAGAGAGUGUGCCUGACGAGCCGCGACGAGCAGACCAGCUUCCUCGUCAGCUAUAAGGAGCUGAAGAAGCAGCUGGGAAACGCCUUUGGCGAGCUGCAGAGCACACCGGGCGCCCUUCAAGCCCGCGUCUUCGGGGACGCCGCCAGAGGAGCAGGCCGCGCAGCAAGUCCACUCGUGGCUCGGCAUCAAGGGGCGGCGGCAUGGUCGGAUGGCAGAGGUCGGGCGCCGUCUCCGAACGAGGCUUGCAAACAGCAGCCUCGGACGGCGCCGACCCGAAGCGCCCUGGACCCGGACCUGCCGCCGGCAUGA
Messenger RNA from Drechmeria coniospora, 2634 nucleotides. RefSeq names its product PAB-dependent poly-specific ribonuclease subunit PAN3. Gene Ontology annotation, cellular component: P-body; PAN complex. Gene Ontology annotation, molecular function: poly(A) binding. The record is from RefSeq and is a predicted model, not a curated record. The transcript is spliced from 3 exons. Gene Ontology annotation, biological process: mRNA processing; nuclear-transcribed mRNA poly(A) tail shortening. Bases 1 to 2634 code for a protein of 877 amino acids. NCBI's taxonomy places the organism in Eukaryota, Fungi, Ascomycota, Sordariomycetes, Hypocreales, Ophiocordycipitaceae.